Messenger RNA from Panicum virgatum (switchgrass), 1373 nucleotides. RefSeq names its product light-inducible protein CPRF2-like. Lineage: Eukaryota; Viridiplantae; Streptophyta; Magnoliopsida; Poales; Poaceae. Bases 60 to 857 code for a protein of 265 amino acids. The record is from RefSeq and is a predicted model, not a curated record. Gene Ontology annotation, molecular function: DNA-binding transcription factor activity. The transcript has 6 exons. Gene Ontology annotation, biological process: regulation of DNA-templated transcription.
ACUCUCCACAAUUGUUCAGGUGGGAGAAAAAGAGAGAGCCACGCCAUCCACAUCGAAGAAUGGUGGACGGCAUCGAUGACGAGGUGGUGGAGCUGCCCUGCGGUAGAGGUGGCGCCUUCGUGAUUGGGCUGAAGAGGAGGCUGGACUUGUACUGCGCCGCUGUCGCCAAAUCCAUGGAGGCCAAAUCACAAGAAUCCUCGUUGGGCUAUUCCGACUCAAAGUCUUCAUGCACUUCAAAAUUGACUUCUCAAGCUUCUUCAGAUGUUGGACACACAAGGGAUGGAGGUGGGGCAACCUUAGUUACAAACUCAAAUGUCAUAGGGCAUGAUGAUUAUCAAAGAAAGCCAAGUAACAGUGGUACAUCAAAGGAACUGUCAGAAGGUGGUGUCAAUCUUGAGGAGAAAAGUGAGCCUGCUAAUGCGAAAAAGAUGAGGAGAAUGCUGUUGAAUCGAGAAUCAGCUAGGCGAUCAAGAAAGAGGAGAGAAACACAUCUACGCAAUCUCGAAUCUCAGGUUUCCAGGUUAACAUCUGAAAAUGCAUCUUUGCUAAAGUGCAUGGCUGAUAUGACUGAGAAGUACAAGAAUGCUACCGUUGAUAACAGAAAUCUCAUAAUUGCCGCUGAGACUAUGAGGACAGAGGUGAACAUAGCAGAGGAAGCUGUUAGGAGACUAUCAGGAACAACAUUCCUCUUAUCCAGCACAUCUGAACUACCUGGAAGCAUGACUUUGAGUUCAUUAGCAUCUGAUGUGGCUUCUCCUGCUAUAGGCGUUGAAGAUAGUAUGGAACAUUUUCUUCAGGGGGCGACACUUCACGACGAUCAUACAGCCUGCUCUCCCAAAUGCACCAAUUCCCUUUGACAAGUGCGGAGUUGGGCACCAUGUCGAUCUCUCUAAGAUGGGUUGCAUGCUAGGAUAACCUGUAGAAGAGGAUCCAUGAAGACUCAGUACAUUCUGAGAUUGUGCAUCAACAUGUUGAGAUCCUGGAGCUCAUGCCGACAGGUAACAUGAGCCAUAUAUUUUGGGGCUCAAGAGAGAUAUCGUCGCAUUGUUAUCUAUUAUGCCGUCAGGUAAAAUGAGCUCAUGAGUAAGGCCCGGUAUAAAAGAUAUCUUGUAGGACCCACUAACUCAGCCCAGGUCACUUGGUUGUGGGUAGAUGUACGCAUAAACUAUGCAUGUUCAUGUCCUUGUCGAAACUAAUUUGGAUGUUUGUUUCUUUUGAAUUCAAAACCUUUGUAGUUACUGUGGUGACUCCGACAUUCCACUUCCAAGAUACAAUGUCUAUGUGUCGUGUUUUGAACCACCGGCUAGUAAUUCUCGUGCUUUGCUCAUUUGGCCCGGAUGGUAUGCAGAGAAGACAGAAGGAUUAUACUGGUU